Messenger RNA from Scheffersomyces coipomensis, 588 nucleotides. RefSeq lists its product as uncharacterized. Bases 1 to 588 code for a protein of 195 amino acids. The record is from RefSeq and is a predicted model, not a curated record. Gene Ontology annotation, cellular component: cytoplasm. Gene Ontology annotation, molecular function: poly(A) binding. The transcript has a single exon. NCBI's taxonomy places the organism in Eukaryota, Fungi, Ascomycota, Pichiomycetes, Serinales, Debaryomycetaceae.
AUGAGUGAAGAAGUUCCAGAAUCUCAACCAGAACAACAACCAGUUGAUGUCACAAAGAAAGUACCUGAAACUGAAGAAGAAAGAGCCGAAAGAUUGGCCAAACAAGAAGAAGUAGAUGGUAGAUCAGUAUAUGUUGGUAAUGUUGAUUAUCAAUCUACACCUGAACAAUUGGAAGAAUUCUUUCAUGUAGUUGGUGUAAUCGAAAGAGUAACUAUUUUAUUCGAUAGAUAUUCAGGCUUACCAAAAGGUUAUGCUUAUGUUGAAUUUGAAAAUGUUGAAAGCGUUGAAAAAGCCAUUGAAGAUUUACAUGGUAAAACUUUUAGAGGUAGAGAAUUAAGAGUUACUGCUAAAAGAACCAAUUUACCAGGGUUUAGAAAGAAUCUGAAUGGAUUCAGAGGUGGAAGAGGUGGUCCAAGAGGUGGUGCUAGAGGUACUUUUAGAGGAGGUAGAGGUCCUAGAGGAUCAUUCAGAGGAAGAGGAAGAGGUAGAGGUGGAUAUCGUGGAUCAUCGUCUGGUGAAAUUGAUGGUGAAGCUGUUGGAUCAAGUGAAGCCGAAACUACUGGUGGUGAAGGCGAAUCUGCUGAAUAG